GGGACUUCCUUUUGCUUUCCCCUUGUCUCCCUCACGCUGCUUCCCCUCCCCCGCUCCCUGUGCCAGCAGUUCGUGUGUUUGGCUUCGAAGCCCACCCGAGUCGAAGCGUGGGUUCUAGCUGGUGAAAAACAUCCCUGGUCGGGGGCAGCAGGGAGGUGUGUGGAGUACCGAGUGAGGUUGAAAGUAUGUCCUCCCUCCCUGGGUGCAUUAAUUUGGAUGCAGCAACAGCUGCAGUGGAAUCUGAAGAGAUUGCAGAGCUGCAAAAGGCAGUGGUUGAAGAGCUGGGUAUCUCUAUGGAAGAACUUCGGCAGCUCAUUGAUGAAGAACUGGAGAAGAUGGAUUGUAUACAGCAACGCAAGAAGCAGCUAGCAGAGUUGGAGACAUGGGUGCUACAGAAAGAGUCUGAAGUGGCUCAUGUUGACCAGCUGUUUGAUGAUGCAUCCAGGGCAGUGACUAAUUGUGAGUCUUUGGUGAAGGACUUCUACUCUAAGCUGGGACUACAGUAUCAUGACAGUAGUUCUGAUGAUGAAGCUUUCCAGCCUACAGAAAUAAUUGAGAUUCCUGAUGAAGAUGAUGAUGUCCUCAGUAUUGAUUCAGGUGAUGCUGGGAGCAGAACUCCAAAAGACCAGAAGCUCCGUGAAGCUAUGGCUGCGUUAAGAAAAUCAGCUCAGGAUGUCCAGAAGUUCAUGGAUGCUGUCAACAAGAAGAGCAGUUCCCAGGAUCUGCAUAAAGGAACCUUGGGUCAGAUGUCUGGAGAACUGAGCAAAGAUGGUGACCUGAUAGUCAGCAUGCGGAUUCUGGGCAAGAAGAGAACUAAGACAUGGCACAAGGGCACCCUUAUUGCCAUCCAGACAGUUGGACUAGGAAAGAAAUACAAGGUGAAAUUCGACAACAAAGGAAAGAGUCUGCUGUCGGGGAACCAUAUUGCCUAUGAUUACCACCCUCCUGCUGACAAGCUGUUUGUGGGCAGUCGAGUGGUGGCCAAAUACAAAGAUGGAAAUCAGGUCUGGCUUUAUGCUGGCAUUGUAGCUGAAACACCAAACGUCAAAAACAAGCUCAGGUUUCUGAUUUUUUUUGAUGAUGGCUACGCUUCCUAUGUCACACAGUCAGAACUAUAUCCCAUUUGCCGACCACUGAAAAAGACUUGGGAGGACAUAGAAGACAGCUCCUGCCGAGAUUUCAUAGAGGAAUAUAUCACUGCCUACCCAAACCGCCCCAUGGUACUGCUCAAGAGCGGCCAACUUAUCAAGACCGAGUGGGAAGGCACGUGGUGGAAGUCCCGAGUUGAGGAGGUGGAUGGCAGCCUAGUCAGGAUCCUCUUCCUGGGGAUCCGACGCCCUCUUCUGGCCUCUGAAGGCAACUGCAUGAAUGGUAUGCAGGAUGACAAAAGAUGUGAAUGGAUCUAUCGAGGCUCUACACGUUUGGAACCCAUGUUCAGUAUGAAAACAUCCUCAGCCUCUGCACUGGAGAAGAAGCAAGGGGGGCAACUCAGAACCCGUCCAAAUAUGGGUGCUGUGAGGAGCAAAGGUCCUGUUGUCCAAUACACACAGGAUCUAACCAGCACUGGAACCCAGUUCAAACCCAUGGUAUCCUCACAGCCCAUUGCUCCACCAGCCCUACCUGAUCCACCUCUGUCCCCCCAGGCAGGUGACAAUGAAAGCUUGGAAAGCCAGCUUGCUCAGUCACGGAAGCAGGUAGCCAAGAAGAGUACAUCAUUCCGGCCAGGAUCUGUUGGCUCUGGUCAUUCCUCCCCUGCAUCACCCACACUCAGUGAAAAUGUUCCUGGUGGGAAACCUGGAAUUGGCCAGACAUACAGAUCACCUUUGGCCUCGACACCAGCUGCCCCAGCACCUGCAGCCCCUCCAGGGGUUCUGGCCCCCCCAGCCUUCCAUGGCAUGCUAGAGCGGGCCCCAGCUGAGCCCUCCUACCGCGCCCCCAUGGAGAAGCUCUUCUACUUGCCUCAUGUCUGCAGCUAUACAUGUCUGUCUCGGGUCAGACCUAUGAGGAGUGAACAGUACCGAGGCAAGAACCCUCUGUUGGUCCCAUUGCUGUAUGACUUCCGGAGGAUGACAGCCCGGCGCCGAGUUAACCGCAAGAUGGGCUUUCAUGUUAUCUAUAAGACACCUUGUGGCCUCUGCCUUCGGACAAUGCAAGAAAUUGAACGCUACCUUUUUGAGACUGGCUGUGACUUCCUUUUCUUGGAGAUGUUCUGUUUGGAUCCAUAUGUGCUUGUAGACAGGAAGUUUCAGCCCUUUAAACCUUUUUACUAUAUUUUGGACAUCACCUAUGGCAAGGAAGAUGUUCCUCUGUCAUGUGUUAAUGAGAUUGACACAACUCCCCCACCCCAGGUGGCUUACAGCAAAGAGCGCAUCCCUGGCAAGGGUGUUUUCAUUAAUACAGGCCCUGAAUUUCUGGUUGGCUGUGACUGCAAGGACGGGUGUCGGGACAAGUCCAAGUGUGCCUGCCAUCAGCUAACCAUCCAGGCUACAGCCUGCACCCCAGGGGGCCAAGUCAACCCUAACUCUGGCUACCAGUACAAGAGACUAGAAGAGUGUCUACCCACAGGGGUUUAUGAGUGUAACAAACGCUGCAAAUGUGACCCAAACAUGUGCACAAAUCGGUUGGUACAGCAUGGACUACAGGUUCGACUGCAGCUGUUUAAGACGCAGAACAAGGGCUGGGGUAUUCGCUGCUUGGAUGACAUCGCCAAAGGCUCUUUUGUCUGUAUUUAUGCAGGAAAAAUCCUGACAGAUGACUUUGCAGACAAGGAAGGCCUGGAGAUGGGGGAUGAGUACUUUGCAAAUCUAGACCACAUUGAGAGUGUGGAAAACUUCAAGGAAGGAUAUGAGAGUGAUGUCGCCACUUCCUCUGACAGCAGUGGAGUAGACCUGAAGGACCAGGAAGAUGGCAACAGUGGUUCAGAGGACCCUGAAGAAUCUAAUGAUGACAGCUCAGAUGACAACUUCUGUAAGGAUGAGGACUUUAGCACUAGCUCAGUGUGGCGCAGCUAUGCCACCCGGCGCCAGACCCGGGGUCAGAAGGAGAGUGGACUGUCCGAGGUGGCUUCCAAGGACUCGCGCCCCCCAGACCUUGGGCCCCCACAUAUCCCUCCCUCCAUCCCUGUAGGAGGCUGCAAUCCACCUUCCUCUGAAGAGACACCCAAGAACAAGGUGGCCUCAUGGCUGAGCUGCAAUAGUGUCAGUGAAGGUGGUUUUGCUGACUCUGACAGCCGAUCUUCAUUCAAGACUAGUGAAGGUGGAGAUGGCCGGGCAGGGGGAGGUCGAGGGGAGACUGAGAAAGCCUCCACCUCAGGAUUGAGCAUCAAGGAUGAAGGUGACAUAAAGCAGUCCAAGAAAGAGGACCCUGAUGACCGAAACAAGAUAUCAGUAGUUACUGAAAGCGCUCGUAAUUAUGGAUACAAUCCUUCUCCCAUGAAGCCUGAAGGGCUUCGCCGCCCACCUAGUAAAACUUCUAUGCACCAGAGCCGGAGACUGGUGUCUUCUGCCCAGUCAAACCCUGAUGAUGUCCUGACACUGUCCAGCAGCACAGAAAGUGAGGGGGAAAGUGGAACCAGCCGAAAGCCUACUGCUGGUCAGACUUCAGCCACAGCAGUUGACAGUGAUGAUAUCCAGACCAUCUCUUCUGGCUCUGAAGGCGAUGACUUUGAGGACAAGAAGAACUUGUCUGGUCCAAUGAAGCGCCAGGUGGCAGUAAAAUCAACCCGAGGCUUUGCUCUUAAAUCAACCCAUGGGAUUGCCAUUAAAUCAACCAACAUGGCUUCCGUGGACAAGGGAGAGAGUGCACCAAUUCGCAAGAACACACGCCAAUUCUAUGAUGGUGAAGAGUCAUGCUACAUCAUUGAUGCCAAGCUUGAAGGCAACUUAGGCCGCUACCUCAAUCAUAGUUGCAGCCCCAACCUGUUUGUCCAGAAUGUCUUUGUGGAUACCCAUGAUCUUCGCUUCCCCUGGGUGGCCUUCUUCGCCAGCAAGAGGAUCCGGGCUGGAACAGAACUUACUUGGGACUACAACUACGAAGUGGGCAGUGUGGAAGGCAAAGAGCUGCUGUGCUGUUGUGGGGCCAUCGAGUGCAGAGGGCGUCUUCUUUAGAGGAAUCCCUUCCUCACUUCAGAACCCUUGAACUAUCCCCUUCAGGAACUGGGUCUUCCUGACUGUUGAACUCUGACACCCAAGUCUCUGGUCUAGCUACUCCUCAGCUCCUAGUAGAUAUGGGGGUGCUGAUCAGGAGAGCUCUUCCAGUGUGGUGCUAGCAGGCAGUGUCCCUUGUGGACUUUCUAGGGCACUAGGGUGGGUAGAGAUUACCACUCUAACCUAGGCCUGCGGUCUUUCCUACCCCAUAUUAGUUCAUGACUCUCACACUUGUUAUUCCUGGAACAUGGGCUGUGUAUCUACCGUCCUGGUUUGUACGGUUUCUUGGAAGGCUUUUAACAAGAUGAUAAUAUGGCGACUGUGAUUUGUUUUCUCUCCUCUGUCCCUUUACUCCAUCUUUUCUUUUUUUCAGUGGGAGAUCUGCUCCCAUUCCCCAGUGGGCAGCUAUUGUUUAUAUUGCACCGUCUAUUUUGUCAUGUGCAAAUUUUAACAGAAAAUGUUACAUAACCACAAGGAAGGCAUAAGACUACCUUAAUUUAGUUGAUACUCUUUCUCAUUUAAUAGUUUGACACACUGUCAUGUUUUAUUUAAGCUUUAAUAUAUUUUAAUUAAAAAAAAAAAACCAUUAACAAUACAUUUUGGUCUGAAAUGGUCCCUCACCAAAAUGCCAGGUAUUAGCUGUAAUUCUGGCUUUACAACUGAAACCCCAAAUGUUUAAUAAAUAAAAAUUAGAACUAGUUGCCAUUCUAUUCCAAACCAGCUAGUCUAGCUGAAAAGGAAAGGGGAAGAGGCCAGAGAAAGGCAGUAAGAUCUUGGAACUGUGGCUUUAGGGACAGCUGAGUGGUCCUAGAAUAGUCCCCACUUGUUGGCAGAGGUUGGGUAAGUACAUCCUCCUACACACAAUUCAUCUGUAUCUUAGGAGGAGAAAAAGUUAAAAGUAGCUCAGAUUUUGUUGUUUGGCCUGAGC
Messenger RNA from Nannospalax galili (Upper Galilee mountains blind mole rat), 5073 nucleotides. RefSeq names its product SET domain bifurcated histone lysine methyltransferase 1 (gene Setdb1). Gene Ontology annotation, cellular component: nucleus. NCBI's taxonomy places the organism in Eukaryota, Metazoa, Chordata, Mammalia, Rodentia, Spalacidae. Bases 186 to 4106 code for a protein of 1306 amino acids. Gene Ontology annotation, molecular function: zinc ion binding; DNA binding; histone H3K9 methyltransferase activity. The record is from RefSeq and is a predicted model, not a curated record. The transcript has 23 exons. Gene Ontology annotation, biological process: heterochromatin organization; negative regulation of gene expression.